AUUCGCGCUAGGUGUAGACAACUUUAGUCAGCAGUCAAUACAAGGUUUCACUCUCGUAAGAGUAAUUUUUAAAUUAUUCUAACUACUGAAGGAUACCAUUGGAAAAUGUCUAAUUUAAUGAUAUUAUUCUUACUACUGACUCUAAAUUAUUGUUUUACUCUUGACUGUUUACAAAACAAAUGUAAAAAUGGAGGAUUAUGUGUUCAAAUAGAGGGAAAAACUAUAUGCCAGUGUCCACCUCCAUUCUAUGGGGCUAUAUGUCAAUAUAGGAGUUCUCGAGGCAUUUUUUGCGAUGAAGGAUGGAAACUCAGUACUACACAAACGUGUUUAAAAUAUUUUGAAAAGCGAUUAAGUUUUAAAGACGCUUCGUCGAGUUGUAUUGACUCGGGUGGAUGGCUUAUGGGAUUGGCGUCGAGUUUCAAAGAACCUAAUACAUAUUUGAAUACACAUACAAAAUUACUGACAGCUUUUACUGAUGUUUCAAUAUUUUUAUCGGAUACUAGAAUUUGGUUGGGUAUGGAAAAUCAUGACGAAAUUAUAUACUCAAAGUAUGAAUAUCCUAAAUUCUAUGGAAAGUCUGGUGAAGACGAUUUUAAUGGAUAUUAUAUUAAGUCUUUUGAUUCCAUAAAAACAUGUAGCUAUUUGGAAGUAAACAAAUUUGGACAAAGGCCUUCUUUAAAUAGCAUAUAUGACGUUGGAAGUUGCAGCCAUUUAAAGAGUUACAUAUGUGAAAAAUCACUUUCAGAAUUUACCAUCCUUGAAAAAACAAAAUUCUGUCCUGAAGGAUGGUACUAUUCACAAGAUUUUAACGCAUGUUUAAAGUAUAUACCAACACCUCUCCCAUUUCAGAAUGCAUCUAAUGCUUGUAAACUUGAAGAUAGUCAUAUUUCUUGGCCAAAAUCACUUAAAUUUAAUAUUAUGCUGACUGAAAUCAGUGUUCUAACAGAAACGGAACUAGGAUGUGGACUAUACAGCCCUUGUAAGAAUGGAGGGAGUUGUUUUUUAACAAAAGAUGGAUUUAGUAAUUGCCUCUGUCCUAUCGAUUAUACUGGAAAAUUUUGUGAGAAUUCUCUUGUGAAAAACGUUUGCGCUUCAAAUCCAUGUGGUGAUGGUGGAAUUUGUAUUCCAUUGCCAACAGGAUUUAGCCUGCCGUAUGUGUGUAUUUGUCGAAGCGGAAUAGCCAUGUCUGAAUGUUCAAAUGAUAUUUGCUCUUUGAUUAGUCCAUGUGGUCAAUAUGGAUCAUGUGUAACGGAUCCAUCAAAAACUUUGGGCUUCAAAUGCUAUUGCACUAGCAAUUAUGAAGGUGAAUACUGUGAAAUCUCGAAAGUAAUCAAGGAUUGUCCUAACUAUUCAUGUGGAUCAUAUAAACAGUGCAAACUAAUUCCGUCACAAGGCCUUGACAUCACGUGUGUUUGUCCUGCUGGACGUUAUGGAGAUAAAUGUGAAUUAGCUAUUCCUACAGAUCAUCCAUGUAAAACUAAUCCAUGCAAGAAUAAUGGACUUUGCGUUCCAAUAACUCCUUACAAAAAAGAUUACUAUUGCGCGUGCCAAAGUAAAUUUUUGGGAGACAAAUGCGAACAAAGAGAGGUGCAGAUUCCAGGUUCUUCACUAGUUUGUAAUGAGGAAACAACAACACAAUGCCCUGUUUGCAGUGUUAGUGGAAAUCUACAGGAAUGUAUGAACAAAGUUGAUUUGGCAAGUGGAUGUAAAUCAUGUUCAAUAAUCCACAUGAAAGAUGACAAGACUGGUAUGGAAAGAACAAGCAUUAGAUGCAAUCAGAAAAGCUGUAAACAGCAAUAUACCUGUUUAACUUCACAACCCAAAUGUGAUACUCAAGAAAUAUGUUGGGGACCAAUAGAGUGCCAACCACCGAAUGUCUGUACAACUGAAAAUCAGCAUGGAAAGGGCUGUAAUUAUGUGUGCAGAUGUGAAGGUCCUUGCGAAGAUUCAACAGGUACAUGUCUUACUGGAAAAUGUAAAGUUGAUUGGUAUGGCACCAAAUGCGAUAUCAAAUACACACCUAUCGAAAUUUUAAUUGGAGUUAGAUUGCUUCAAAAUGAAAUGGUAUUUACAAAUGGUGCAAAAAUCGAUAAAAGCAUCUUAAAUGAUAUGAUAAUAGACAAAAAAAAUGGUAAUUGUUUUAAAACUACAAUUAAUGGUGAUUGGAAAAGCAUACAAUGUAAUGAAAAGCAUACUUUUGUUUGUCAAAAAAAGCCAAACUAUGAUAACUUUGAACAACUUGAAAUUAAAAGAACAAGCAUUUCAACAAUUAAAGAUUUAGGAAUUGAAUGUGUUAUACCCAAAGAUAUUUCCAAAUUAUCUAAAUCUGUUUAUUGGAGGAAGGAUAAUGGAUAUUUUUCAUUUACGAAUCCUAAAAAUAGAAUUAAUACUACUAUACUAUUAGAUAAUCUAAAAGUACUGAAUGGGGAUCCAUUAAUUUCAUAUUCAUCUUUAGAAGGAUCUUACAGCUGUGUAAUAAAUUUACCAAUGAAACAGUUGACGUCAAAACCAAUACAAAUUACUCUAAACGAGAUCAGAGUUGGCUCAAUAGUAAAGUUCCAUACUUCACCAUCAAUCUCAUAUGCUUCAGAUCUAGGUGUUACCUUUACUCUUGAACUUAGAAAUUUAAUAAGUACUUUCCUAUUAAGUUUUAUUAAGGAUUCUGUAACAAUUGAGGUUGAUCUGAAAGAAGUUAGAUCUGGGAGUGUAAUAGUUGAAAAUACUAUAUAUAUUCAACAGAAUAUGGCUUUGUAUAAAUAUAAUUUAGAUUAUAUUUUGGAUACUUUAGAAGAUUUCUUAAAAGCGAAAGUAGAAGAUAAGGAAUUUUUUACAUUAUUUCAGAAUUAUCAAUAUGUUAAGGCUAUUGAAUUUAUGUCUCUAUUUACAAAAAAUGUAUGCAGAAAGAGUAGAAUUAAACAUAACAAGUAUGGCUAUGAAGUUGAAUUUAAAACAGCAAAAGUUGGCGAGAAGUCUUAUACUUUGAGGAAAUGCUUAAAUGGAAAACCCUUAGCUGUUUCUGAUUGUGAAUUGUCGAAUUAUGGUUAUCCAAAAAGGGUAAAUUUUGUAUGGACUCCUGAAGACGAAUGUUAUCCUUCAAAGACUUACAGAGAAUCAACUGAAAUGUUGAAAAACAUCUCACGGAAGCUAAUUACUGAGGAUAAUGUUGAAAAUAUCACACAAGAGACGGAAAUAAUAGCUAGAAAUAAUGAAUUGAAAUCAUUAGAUAUAUCUUAUAUUUCAAUGAUAAUUGAAAAUAUCAAAGCAUCAAGGAUAAAACCUCCAAUGAAGGCAACAUCAAAUAUAAUAAAAAUCUCCAAUGAAAUCCUUAAAGUUUCUGAAAAUGAGAUAAUGGAUUCUAAUGAUAUAACGCAGUCGAGUACAGUUCUUGUUCAAUCUUUAGAAACAAUUGCAGACAGAACAGUAAUGCCUGAUAAGCGUAAAGGCGUACGAAUGUUUACUCCAAGAAUUUCAAUAGAUAUUUGGGAAGGUAGUAACGCACCUUUCAAUAGUUACGUUGUUAAAAGAAUGAAAGGUGAUGGUCUACUAAGUAAUGAUUCAAUUGUUGCCGAAUGGAAUAAUCACUCUAUCUCGUUGAGUGAUUCUGUUGCAAGUAUUUUCUUUGAAGAAAGUCUUAAACUUGAAGGGAAAUUUCGAGUUGUUACAACUGUUUAUUCAAAUAAGAAGUUCUUCUUAAAAAAGAAUAUGUCCGUAGAGCCAGCUGGAAAGAUUAUCAGUGCUUCAAUUUCAAAUUUUAGAGUACACGAUAUUGAUCCUCCAAUAUGCUCCGUUUUUCUACCAGAUGACAUCGAUUUAUCAACAGUAACUAUGAACAGUCACCCUAGAUGUGUCUACUGGAAUUUCGAGAGAGACGAAUGGUUAUCAGAUGGAUGUAGCUAUAAUAGAACAUAUAAUGGAAGAGUCUUUUGCCAAUGUGAUCAUUUCACCAAUUUUGCGGUACUACUAGAUGUAGAAAGAACUGGCGAUCCCGGACACGAAGCUCUCUCAUAUAUCUCAAUCAUUGGUUUAUCGCUUUCUACAGCUGGAUUGGCUUUUAUUAUCGUCUCUUUCUUUGUUAUUAGAUACUUAAGAACACGGACAAAAAGAAGAAAUUCUCAAAUUGCCUUAUUUAAUUUGGCGUUAGCACUUAUAGCUGUUAACAUAGUGUUUUUAGUUGGAAUAAGAAAAACUGAAAACCGUAAUGGCUGUAUUGCAGUUUCAGCUCUUUUAUACUACUUCUUAUUAUCAUCCUUCUUUUGGAUGUUAGCUGAAGGAGUUAUAACUUAUAUUAACUUUGUUAAAGUAUUUGAUAAUUACAUUUCUAAUUUUAUGCUUAAAUCAUUAGUAUGCUGUUGGGGUAAGAUAAAAAUUAAAUAUGAUCGUUUAUAAGUAAUGAUUGAAAAAUAUCUUUGUUUUAUCAAUAGGUAUACCAGCCGUACCAAUUAUCGUCUUAUCAAUUGUUGAUAGAAAUCUGUUUCUUGGUUUUGAUGAUUUGUAAGGACCUUAUAUUUUUGAUUAUUUUACUUAUACUUUUUGUUUUCAUUCUCUCUUUUUUUUAAUAGCUGUUGGCUUGACACAACACCUUUCUUCUAUGGAUUUCUCCUACCCAUUGCCAUAAUUAUAAUGAUUAACCUUAUCAUUCUAAUUAUGACUUUUUCAUCGUUCUGUAAAAGACCUGGAAAUCUAAGGAGUACUCAAACUAAAGCACAGCGUCAUUUCCUACAUUUAAGAGCUUUUAUCUUCUUCGUAUUUGUUAUGGGAACAACUUGGAUAUUUGGCUUUCUUGCGAUCAGAGACGCUAAAUUUGCUUUUCAAUUAAUAUUUUGCAUAUUAAAUGCUUUUCAAGGAUUUUUCCUAUUUUUGCUAUUUAUAACAAGGGAAAAAAGAGUAAGAGAUGGCUGGAAAAAGUUAUGUGGUUGUAUAAAUAGUAAAGAAACAACAACAACAACGAAUUCCAGCAAUGAGAAGAAAACGAAAAAAAUCUCAGUGGAAACUUCACCGACUGCUGAUAAAAAUUUCUUUGAUUUAUCGAAAAGUUCAGAGGAAAACACAACUUCGAACUCGAAUGAUGCUUGAAUAUUUUAAUUGAUUAAAAUAAUGGUAUUUUUAAAAACUCAGUGUGGGAAAGUCAUUGAUACAUAUGUACUCAUAUAUACCUGUAUAUACUGUAUAUAAUGCCUAUACAGUACGUACAGAUUUAUAUUUAUGCAAAACAGUUUAUUUGCUAGACCAACUGCAUGACAACGUUGUCUAGGCGUUAAAACUGAAUUCAGGGAUUAUUUAAUGAUUGUCGUUUCUGCUUCUUUUGUAUGUGUAUAUAUGUUUGAAUAAUUGAUUCAUUACUUAAAUUACGAAUAUUAAAUAUUGAAGAUCGUCUUCUCUUAUUCUGAUGUCAUAAUUUAUUUUAUGUUGCGAAUGUUUCUAGAUUGCUCAAAUUUAUCGUUUUUGUUUAUCUAAAGAAAUGAAAUAUAAGAGAUUUGUCUAAAAAUUAACCUCAGAAUUAAAUUUCUAACUCAGUUAAACUAUCUAUGAAGUGUAAUAUCCUAAAACUGUUGUAUUUCAGCUUAUCAUUUAGCAGUCAAACAAGAAUUUAUAUGUUGAAGUAUUCUAACCAUUAACCUAUAUCAAACAUCUUUUUAAGAAUGAAGCAUUUUCAGCUCUGAUUUAACUUCUUUUAGUAUUUUUUUUUAAUUUUUUAUAUAUAUCAUAUUCUUUUUCUAUUAUAUUUUUAGAAAAAAGAAGACCAGUGUCUGUGACUCUAUAAACACUACAGAAAUAUAUGCCUAGUCUAUAUUUUUCUUAUUUAAUUGUAUAGUUAUACAUUUUAGCUAUAUCUUAUAAUCAGUAUAAAAUACAUAUGCUAUAUACUCUUUUUAAUAUACAAUAAAUUACUUUAUAUAUUUA
Messenger RNA from Dimorphilus gyrociliatus, 5901 nucleotides. The record is from the annotation of a GenBank genome assembly. Lineage: Eukaryota; Metazoa; Annelida; Polychaeta; Dinophilidae.